AUGGCAAACCCUGCGCCUUUGGACGGAAAAGAAGAUGAGGUCAAAAGCCAUGUCUUGACCCAUUUGCCUGGCACUGUCUGCACGGAGUGUGGUGCAAAAGACUAUCCUCUGAACACGCUGUUCCCAGAUGUGAACCCUUUGGCAGUUGGGUUUCCUGACAUGGAACGCUACUUACCAUUAGUCCUGGCUCUCUAUGAUGUCUCCCCGAUGGGAGAAUAUACUGUUGGCUUCUUGGAAAAGAUCUUUGCCAACAUUGACCGUGAGUGUGAUUUCAAGCUCAGCAAAUGCCGGUAUCUUCGAGAUAGGGCAAAGUGGGCAAACACGGAAGCAUAUGCGCUCUUCGCCAUCCUUGCCUACAGUCGACGAUACUGGAGGAGAAGCAUGAAAAAAAGGACCGUCAAUGACAUUGCAGCACAACUGCAAGCUGUAAUGCAAAGGAGUCCAAAAAAGGCUCGUCACGUGGUCACUAAAGAUUCAGAAGCUCCCUGCCUCGUCGACAAGGGAUUGAACGAGAACGACGGAGGCAACCAGGUUCCUCCAGUGGAGAUCGAGGUGUGGGAAGUAUCUGAUGACGAUGGAGAAGAACACUCUCCGCCCUCUUCGAAUGGAGGACCGAAUGCUAAUGCACCAUCUCGUGUCAGCAACCAGGUGGCGAACCAUGAAUUGCCAGCGGAGAAGGAAACUGAGACUGAGACUGUAUGCUAUCAAACGUUCGCUGAUGACCAGGCUCGUCAACCCGUUGAAAUCGAACAAACCCAACGUGCUGGAAUCGACCAGGCAGUGCCCGACACUUUCUUGGAGGAAACCUUGUGCUACGCCAACUGCACAGUGGAAGAGUCUCAGGAGUAUGCGACCGCGCCUGGUUUGGAGACCUGUGACAGCUCUCAGGUCCACGCAAACCACCUCACGUUGAACGAGGUACCUGACCAAAGCAAAGAGGGUGCUGCAGCGAGUGGUUCUCAUGAUGAGGCGGAAGCACCUAUGAUCUCAGUAUCUCCGGAAUUGCCGGUUGAUGAAGACCCUGCUUCUCGAUUGGGGACGGCUCGCAUAAUUGUGCUUGACGAUGAGGAUACUGACCAUGGGGACGAUGGGACUACUACUAUGGAUCGUCUUGGCCAAGAAAUGGCCAGUUUGUCCAUGCAAAGCGACGGAUCGUGCUACCCAAAUGCAUCAGAUGGUUGGUGCAUUUUCCAAACAUCACCCGUGCAACAAGUGAUUCUUCCAAAUGUCAUGACUAGAGCGUCGACGACGGCGACAGUUGAGGAUCCACGCCUUGAGGGAAACCAUGGUGGUCGAAGCAAGGCCUCAGCCCAGGAGGAGAUUUGCAUGAAGGUUCUCCAGAUCUUGCAACGGGAGAACUUCAAGAUUCGAGAGGGGGGUGAGCUCCAUUCGUUUAUGGAGAAGUACGUGCCGAACAUUCGAAUCCCUGUCGGUAUGUUUGGUGGACCACCCUCUUCAUCUUUCACAUCUUCGAAGGAGAACACUCAAGCCAGUGCAGCGCUCGAGGAUCAGCCUACAAAGAUGUCCGCCCUUGUUGAAGAUGCUCAUCCUGGGGUCUUGGUGAGUGAUGCUGCCAGACCACUUCGACUUCGACGUUUGCGGCCUUUGGUUGGGACAAGCCAUGACGAGGACCAGUGCAAGCGUUCCCUGGCUGACCAAAUGGAGCUUGUGGCCAAAGAUGCUGGCGGCACGCGAUGGCUGGGGCAGAGCCAGGUCUUGGAGCGCUAUGGCAAAAGCCAAAGCUUGGAGGGCUUUGAACGCAUCGCACACCCUGAUGCUCCUGACAGCCGCGAGGCUGACCUAUACCAUGUCGAGGAAACUUCAAAGGACCAUGCAAGCAGGACCGCUCCUGAAGACAAUGCUGAGAACAAUUGGGAGGACUUGGUUCGAAAGGCCAAAGAAGCAGCACCCAUGCUGGCCCAACCCCAGGAGGAGGAAACGUGGAAGGACCUGGUUCGUCGGGUUGGGCCAAAGCACGCACUUUCAGUUCAAAUGGAACGAGAGGCCAUGGAGGUGUUGUCUUCACAGCCAGUGACGGCGGCUGCUGAGGGAGCUUCAAGUGGCACAAAAGAUGCCAAGAAGAUCAAGAAGUACCAAUUGCCUCCUCAACCUUCUUUCGUCGAUGACAUGAAGGCACUUGCUGAAGGUGAGGAGCCACCAGUCUAUGCUGAACAGGGCCGUGACAUUGGAAAAACUCGAGGCAGGAAGCCAAAGAGAGAUUCAGGCAAACGCAAGCCUGAGGAAGAAGAUGAACCUGUGGCACCCAAACGUGCCAAGAGGCGAACAAGGGCGGCUUCCCGUGCAAAAGCCGUGGAGAAAGGAAGUGGUGCAGCAUCCAGUUCGAGGAAGAGGGCAAAGCCUUCAGAUCGAGCCUCUGCAGAGUCUGGGGCGAAGCGACGCAGACCUGCGAAGCAGGCAGGCAACCAGGUGGACAAUGGCUCAUCAAUGAGCCCUACGGCUGCAAGUUCUGCAAGAUCUGCACGGAAUGGAUCGAGAGCUGCAAAGCUUCCACCAAGCCAACCUGCAGCAGCCGGUGAUGGAUCAUCGGAGCAGCUGCCGGUUCCCCAUGGACCACAGAGGAAGCCCCCCGACCAUGUGACAUCGAACCAUGUGUACAGCAGUGCCCAUUCAAAGCACCGCCACCUGGGGGCUGAGGCUGCCAGGGCUGCUGCCAAUGCAGCAACCCGUUUGUUUCGCGAGACCGGCUACGUCGAUGAUCUUUGUGGAGUGUUUCGAUCAAGUCCAAAGAUCAAAAAAGACGAUGCCCAACCUGAAUCUGUGAAGGCAAAGACCUGCAAAGCAGGGGAGCCAUGA
This is a messenger RNA of Durusdinium trenchii, 2814 nucleotides long. Lineage: Eukaryota; Dinophyceae; Suessiales; Symbiodiniaceae. The record is from the annotation of a GenBank genome assembly.